AUGUCUGGCCAUAACAAGCAGCUAGCAUUAGUAGCUACACAGCUAGUCCCCCGUUACUGGCUUCGUGUUGGUCACAAAAUGCAUCAACAGGACUUUUCAGGAGAUUCUACUGGGUCUAGGAAGAUGUCUUUCCACAAUAGAAGAGGCAGUAACACCACCGGUAGUGGUGGAGUAUCUGGGUCUGCUCCAGGUAGCAGUAAUGUAAUUCCCACUGAUGAUUAUCAGUCAACUAGCCAGGCUGGGUCCUCCUCCCCUGGGCCACACCACCACCCCCUGAGCCUUAACCUCUCCCAGUCCGGGUCUCAGGUGAAAAAGAAGAGUGGCUUCCAGAUAACUAGCGUGACCCUGGCCCAGGUCUCUGUUAGCACCAACAACAGCAUAGCGGACGACACAGAGAGUUAUGAUGACAUGGAUGAAUCCCACACAGAAGACCUUUCCUCCUCUGAAAUGCUGGACGUGUCCGUAUCUCGGGACACCGGCGUCCCGGAGAGAAGCUCCUCGGAUGAGACCCUGAACAGCCCCCAUGGGGUGGAGACCCCAGGCGCAGCGUCCCCUAACCAACCCCUGAUCCCUCACUCCCUACCCCAGGGCCCUCCUAGCGAACCCCUGCAGCCUCGGGGUCCUCCGCAGCCUGGCAACAUGGUGAACGGGACUGUGCAUAAUCUGCAAGAGAAUGUGGUGGCAGCAGCCUUUACUGUCUCAGUGGCAGGGGGGAGUUCCUCUGGAAUGGCUGGGCCCAACCAGACCCAGAUGGGGCAGGGUAUGGUGGAGAACACCACCACUCAGUUCUCUGGUACCAUCACUGCUGGGCCAGGCAUGGAUGUGUCAUCCAUAGACGGUGGUAGUGGUGUCCCUCCCUCUGCGGACCCUAUAAGCUUUGACAGUAGUGGAGGCCGUCAAGGGACAUCCAGUGGAGUAGGGUCUCUCCCUGGAGGCACAGGGCCCACCAAUAGCACCCAGAUUGGGAUGGCAGGAGUGGUGGCACAGGCUAUGACCUCCAGCACCCAGACACAGACCCAAGCCGCUCCGGGGUCUCGCUUCAGAGUGGUGAAGCUGGACUCUAACUCGGAGCCGUUCCGUAAGGGAAGAUGGAUGUGUACAGAGUACUAUGAGAAGGAGGUUCCCCCUGCCGCGCCGACUUCUGACCCAGCCCCUGCACCCAGCGCUGCCGGCCCAGAGAGCGAAGCAUGGAAUGGGAGUGUGGUGGCCAGUGUUGUCCAGUACGGAGGCCCAGAGAUGGAAGCAGGGAAUGGGAGUGUGGUGGCCAGUGUUGUCCAGUACGGAGGCCCAGAGAUGGAAGCAGGGAAUGGGAGUGUGGUGGCCAGUGUUGUCCAGUACGGAGGCCCAGAGAUGGAAGCAGGGAAUGGGAGUGUGGUGGCCAGUGUUGUCCAGUACGGAGGCCCAGAGAUGGAAGCAGGGAAUGGGAGUGUGGUGGCCAGUGUUGUCCAGUACGGAGGCCCAGAGAUGGAAGCAGGGAAUGGGAGUGUGGUGGCCAGUGUUGUCCAGUACGGAGGCCCAGAGAUGGAAGCAGGGAAUGGGAGUGUGGUGGCCAGUGUUGUCCAGUACGGAGGCCCAGAGAUGGAAGCAGGGGCAUCCCAGACCCUGCAGCCAUACCAGCAGCACCAGGACUACACCAGCCCUCAGACUGUCCACAUGGUCCCUCAGGACCCUAACCCUCUCCUGCUGCAGCAGACCAGCAUGGUCCCCCCUGGUACUCUACCUGCAGCCCCCCAGGUGAAUGCCCAGGGUGCUGGGAGUCAGGCCAUGCCCAAGCAGGUGCCCUAUGCUAUGGACCAUGCCCAGACAGGCCAGCCCACGCAGCAGCUCCCAGCGGUGCUAGUGAGCCAGACAGGCAGCCGGCCUCCAGACUUCAUCCAGCCUACGGCUCCUCUCCAGUCCCAGGUCCUCCCCCCACACCCUGGCUCUCUUGGGGUGUCCAUGCCUGGCCCAGCCGCUGUCCCUCAACCCCUUCCGAGUCAGCUCCAGAAUCUCCCAGCCCAGCAGCUGCACCCUCACCCUCACCCCCAGCACCCUUCCGCCCCUUUCGUGACCACACUCCGAGCCGACCUCCAGCCCCUCCUGACCCACGGGGUGCCCCUCAGCCACACCAGCCUGGCCCAAAGCGGGGCUCCGUACGGGGGCAGCAUCCCCAGCCUGACGGCAUCCCAGCUGGAGGAUGCCCAGAGGCUGCUGUUCCAACACCAGUCCCGGCUGGGAGCUGCAGGACGAGGCUGCUCCAUGGAGAACAUGGGGAAGGCUGGAGAUGCCAGUGCCUUAGUGGCUGCUGCUGCAGGCCUGAGGACACAGUCUGCAGAUGGAGAGGAGGACAGGUAAGGAUGGAUGGAUGGAUGGAUGGAUGGCCUCUGUGUUGGAAUUAGAACGGUUGAAGGUAGACUCAGCAAUAUGACAUCAUAGACUGCUCUAAGUAGGCCUACCUUACUGGGAUUGUUUUAAAUUAAAAUGGUAAAAAAUAAACAAAUAGCUUCUUAGCAAAGAGCAAUUUCUCAAGCAAGAGCUUUGCUAGACUGUCUGGGAGUGGUCUGAGUGGGGAGGGGCCAACUGAAAACUAGCUGUUAUUGGCCGAGCGGUUUGGAACCCUCAUAUUGUUCUGUUAACUAAUUUACCGCCUGUGUGUUUAUAUACAGGACCAGUCAAAGGGUUGGACACACCUACUCAUUCCAGGGGUUUUCUUUAUUUGUUCUAUUUUCUACAUUGUAGAAUAAUAGUGAAGACAUCAAAACUAUGAAAUAACACAUAUGGAAUCAUGUAGUAACCAAAAAAGGGUUAAACAAAUCAACAUAUAUUUUAUAUUUGAGAUUCUUCAAAGUAGCCACCCUUUGCCUUGAUGACAGCUUUGCACACUCUUGGCAUUUUCUUAACCAGCUUCAUGAGGUAGUCACCUGGAAUGCAUUUCAAUCAAUAGGUGUACAUUGUUAAGAGUUAAUAUGUGAAAUGUCUUUCCUUAAUGCGUUUGAGCCAAUCAGUUGUGACAAGGUAGGGGUGGGAUACAGAAGAUAGCCCUAUUUGGUAAAAGACCAAGUCCAUAUUAUGGCAGAACAGCUCAAAUAAGCAAAGAGAACAGACCAAGUCCAUAUUAUGGCAGAACAGCUCAAAUAAGCAGAGAGAACAGACCAAGUCCAUAUUAUGGCAGAACAGCUCAAAUAAGCAGAGAGAACAGACCAAGUCCAUAUUAUGGCAGAACAGCUCAAAUAAGCAAAGAGAACAGACCAAGUCCAUAUUAUGGCAGAACAGCUCAAAUAAGCAAAGAGAACAGACCAAGUCCAUAUUAUGGCAGAACAGCUCAAAUAAUCAGAGAGAACAGACCAAGUCCAUAUUAUGGCAGAACAGCUCAAAUAAGCAGAGAGAACAGACCAAGUCCAUAUUAUGGCAGAACAGCUCAAAUAAGCAGAGAGAACAGACCAAGUCCAUAUUAUGGCAGAACAGCUCCAAUAAGCAGAGAGAACAGACCAAGUCCAUAUUAUGGCAGAACAGCUCCAAUAAGCAGAGAGAACAGACCAAGUCCAUAUUAUGGCAGAACAGCUCAAAUAAUCAGAGAAAGGACAGUCCAGUAUCACGUUAAGACAUUAAGUCAGUCAAUACGGAACAUUUCUUUUGUUGCAAAGAAAAAGUCAUAUCUCAGACUGCCCAUCUUUAAUCUUUUCUUUUUAUUGGCCAGUCUGAGAUAUUACUUUUUCUUUGCAACUCUGCCUAGAAGGUCAGCAUCCCGGAGUCGCCUCUUCACUGUUGACAUUGAGACUGGUGUUUUGCGGGUACUAUUUAAUGAAGCUGCCAGUUGAGGACCUGUGAGGCGUCUGUUUCUCAAACUAGACACUCUAAUGUAUUUGUCCUCUUCCUCAGUUGUGCACCGGGGCCUCCCACUCCUCUUUCUAUUCUGGUUAGAGCCAGUUUGCGCUGUUCUGUGAAGGGAGUAGUACACAGCGUUAUACGAGAUCUUCAGUUUCUUGGCAAUUUCUCACAUGGAAUAGCCUUCAUUUAUCAGAACAAGAAUAGACUGACGAGUUUCAGAAGAACGUUAUUUGUUUCUGGACAUUUUGAGCCUGUAAUCGGACCCACAAUUGCUGAUGCUCCAGAUACUCAACUAGUCUCAAGAAGGCCAGUUUUAUUGCUGCUGUACACAGAGAAUCAAGAGAAUAAUAUAUUUAGUACUGAUCAAAUCAAUAGUCUAUUUAGUCCUGAUCUAAUAAAGAGAAGUGUAUUUACUCUUGAUCGAAUAAAGAUAAGUCUAUUUAGUCAUGAUCCAAUCAAGAGAAUAGUUGAUUUAGUCCUGAUCAAAUUUAAGAAGUCUAUUUAGUCCUGAUCAAAUCAAGAGAAUAGUUGAUUUAGUCCUGAUCAAAUUUAAGAAGUCUAUUUAGUCCUGAUCAAAUCAAGAGAAUAGUUGAUUUAGUCCUGAUCAAAUUUAAGAAGUCUAUUUAGUCCUGAUCAAAUCAAGAGAAUAGUUGAUUUAGUCCUGAUCAAAUUUAAGAAGUCUAUUUAGUCCUGAUCCAAUCAAGAGAAUAGUCUAUUUAGCCCUGAUCAAAUCAAGAGAAUAGUUGAUUUAGUCCUGAUCAAAUCAAGAGAAGUUGAUUUAGUCCUGAUCAAAUCAAGAGAAAAGUUGAUUUAGUCCUGAUCAAAUUUAAGAAGUCUAUUUAGUCCUGAUCAAAUCAAGAGAAUAGUCUAUUUAGCCCUGAUCAAAUCAAGAGAAUAGUCUAUUUAGUCCUGAUCAAAUCAAGAGAAUAGUCGAUUUAGCCCUGAUCAAAUCAAGAGAAUAGUCUAUUUAGUCCUGAUCAAAUCAAGAGAAUAGUCUAUUUAGCCUUAAAAUGGGAAAUUACCCUUUACGUUGGCUGGCUUGUAGGCUACAACCUAGUGUUUUAUUAGUGCUGAACGAUUAGUGCUUUUUGAGGUCGUUUCGGUUAGAUUAUUUACAAAAAAUAAUGGAUUUAGUUUUUGAUCCUUUUUUUAGACAUUAAAUGCAUUAAGUGAGUUUAAUGCUGUAACAACAGAAUAGAACCAUGAGUUAAAGUCCCAAGAUGGAAGAGACGUCCCAUUACUGCUAUCUCUUGUUUAUUUCAUCACUUUAUUAUUACAUUUUACAUUUUAGUCAUUUAGCAGACGCUCUUAUCCAGAGCCACUUCCUUAUUCUCAUCUCUAUAGAGCUGCAGACGCUCUUAUCCAGAGCCACUUCCUUAUUCUCAUCUCUAUAGAGCUGCAGACGCUCUGAUCCAGAGCCACUUCCUUAUUCUCAUCUCUAUAGAGCUGCAGACGCUCUUAUCCAGAGCCACUUCCUUAUUCUCAUCUCUAUAGAGCUGCAGACGCUCUUAUCCAGAGCCACUUCCUUAUUCUCAUCUCUAUAGAGCUGCAGACGCUCUGAUCCAGAGCCACUUCCUUAUUCUCAUCUCUAUAGAGCUGCAGACGCUCUGAUCCAGAGCCACUUCCUUAUUCUCAUCUCUAUAGAGCUGCAGACGCUCUGAUCCAGAGCCACUUCCUUAUUCUCAUCUCUAUAGAGCUGCAGACGCUCUGAUCCAGAGCCACUUCCUUAUUCUCAUCUCUAUAGAGCUGCAGACGCUCUGAUCCAGAGCCACUUCCUUAUUCUCAUCUCUAUAGAGCUGCAGACGCUCUUAUCCAGAGCCACUUCCUUAUUCUCAUCUCUAUAGAGCUGCAGACGCUCUUAUCCAGAGCCACUUCCUUAUUCUCAUCUCUAUAGAGCUGCAGACGCUCUGAUCCAGAGCCACUUCCUUAUUCUCAUCUCUAUAGAGCUGCAGACGCUCUUAUCCAGAGCCACUUCCUUAUUCUCAUCUCUAUAGAGCUGCAGACGCUCUGAUCCAGAGCCACUUCCUUAUUCUCAUCUCUAUAGAGCUGCAGACGCUCUUAUCCAGAGCCACUUCCUUAUUCUCAUCUCUAUAGAGCUGCAGACGCUCUUAUCCAGAGCCACUUCCUUAUUCUCAUCUCUAUAGAGCUGCAGACGCUCUUAUCCAGAGCCACUUCCUUAUUCUCAUCUCUAUAGAGCUGCAGACGCUCUGAUCCAGAGCCACUUCCUUAUUCUCAUCUCUAUAGAGCUGCAGACGCUCUGAUCCAGAGCCACUUCCUUAUUCUCAUCUCUAUAGAGCUGCAGACGCUCUGAUCCAGAGCCACUUCCUUAUUCUCAUCUCUAUAGAGCUGCAGACGCUCUGA
Coregonus sp. 'balchen' is the source of this 6168-nucleotide messenger RNA. The record is from the annotation of a GenBank genome assembly. Lineage: Eukaryota; Metazoa; Chordata; Actinopteri; Salmoniformes; Salmonidae.